UUUCCCCUCUGCUCAACAUUUACUGUAAGCUCAGAGAGAGGGUUAGAGUGAGCGUGAUAAGGUGAUAGGACGAGUGUGAGUGAGAGAAAUUGCAAAGGUAAAGAGAGAUUUAUCUGAAAGUGAGAGACGAGCUGACUGUGACUGACUCAACAUUAUCUCAACAAACGCAUCACUUGAAAAGCCAUAGGAUACUGAAAAGACAGAGAUGAGGGCUGUGGCAGUCACCCUCUGGGCCGUGGCUGCGUUAUUGGGAGUCCAUCAGAGCACCCCCUCCUCCUCAGAAAUCCAUACUAUUAUUGUCAACCUCUCCUCCAAAAACAUAUCCGCUGUUCCCAGAAACCUACCUCCAUGCACCGAAGCCCUGGACCUCUCCCAGAACAACAUACACAAACUUGGCCAUGAGGAUUUCCAAGUCACAACUCACCUGAGAUUCCUCAACUUGUCUUGGAAUGUCUUGGAGGAUAUCGAUCCGGAGACGUUUCAUCCCACUCCGCUCCUGGAGAGUCUGGACCUCUCACACAACCAGCUCCAGAACUUAUCUGAUCAACGGUACUUGCUGUUAGCGCUGAACCUCAGAGACCUAGAUCUGACCUUUAAUAUGUUCCACACCAUGACCCUGGGGGUGGAGUUCCACAGCCUGACGAAGCUGGAGAGACUGGGGCUCGGAGCAAAAAUCAUCAGGGUGGAGGAUUUCAUCAACAUCACUGACGUACACCUGCAAACGUUGACCCUUCGUCUAGAGUAUCUCACAGCCUAUGAGAGUGGCAGCCUGAGUGACGUCCAGGCGGAGAAGGUCAGCAUCGGCCUGACGAACAAACCCACCGAUCGAAAUCUGAUCGCAGACGCCCUGUUGAUGUUCAACGAGGUUGAGCUGAUGGGUAUGAACUUCAACGGCUUGGUAGCCAGUUACCUGGUGGAACUUGUGAAGGAGAGAAGGGCAGUCAACACCACACAUCUUUACCUGACAAAUAUGGCCAUCACCUGGAAGCACCUCACAAACACCAUAAACGCUGUGUUCCAAUCCCCCAUCAUCCACCUGAGCACUUCAGACGUGGCCAUCCACAUUCCACCUGUGAGUGACACCCCAGGAAGAAACACGUCCCACACUAAAUCCUUCUCUGCCAGGCGAGCGGGGGUGGUUAGCUUUUUCUUCUCCCUGGAAGUCCUCUGUAACUUCUUCAUCAACAUGCCGGUGGAGCGUCUGGCGAUGACUGAGACAUCCAUCAUACACAUGACCUGCCCCAAGUUGCCCAGUGGGAUACUGCAGCUAGACUUCUCAGAUUGUGCCUUGGCUGAUACGGUCUUCUCCAGAGUAGAACAGCAAAUCACUGUAGAGUGUACAACCCUGAAUAAAGUAAACAUCCUGGUUCUGAGAGGGAACAACCUCAGGUCCCUUCAAACCCUGAGCAAGAGGGUCCAGAACAUGAUCUCUCUGCGUCACCUGGACCUCAGCCUCAACUCGUUGGUUUACAGCGGCCAGGAAUGCCACUGGCCACCGAACAUUGUCCACCUGAACCUAUCUUCCAAUGGGCUGAGUGAGUCGGUAUUUAGCUGCCUGCCGAAUGGCACUGUCAGCCUAGACCUCCAGAACAACCAGAUCUCCACUGUACCAGAGACCCUGCUGGCCCUGGACUCCCUCCUGGCCCUGGACCUGAGUGCCAACCGGCUGAGGGACCUCCCGGUGUGCGCUGGAUUCCCACACCUUAAGUAUCUCCUUCUCAGGGAAAACUCCCUCCAUGCCCCAUCUGUGAGAGUUCUGGAGACUUGCCCUGUUCUACAGGUUCUAGAUGCCAGCCGAAACCCCUUCACCUGUACGUGUGGCCUGAGGGGCUUCAGCGAUCUGGGUGCUGGGACUGGCCUCGGCAGCGGACACCCUGCAAUCCAACUUCUCCACUGGCCAGGAGCCUAUCACUGCAGCUAUCCCGAAGCCUGGAGGAACUCCACACUGGAGGGCUUCCAGAUCCCUGAGAUCUCCUGCAAUGUCGGCCUGCUGGCAACGGCCAUCGUGUGCCCGGCAGUGGCUGUUAUCAUUGUUAUGAUGACUCUGUGCCACCACCUGGACAUUCCAUGGUACCUGGGCAUGAUCUGGCAGUGGACCCGGGCAAAGCACCGUGCCAGGACCCAGCAGGUCCGACCCGAGGAACUAGAGGGGGUGGUGUUCCAUGCCUUUGUGUCCUACAGCCAGCAUGAUGCAGAUUGGGUCAAGGACCAGCUCUUGCCUAAUCUGGAAGGCUCCGGCGGGGGCCUCCACAUCUGCCGCCAUGAGAGGGACUUCGUCCCGGGGAAGACGAUCGUGGAGAACAUCAUCCAAUGCGUGGAGAGGAGCCGGCGCUGUGUGUUCGUCCUCUCUCGCCACUUCGUCCGGAGCGAGUGGUGCCACUAUGAGCUGUACUUUGCCAGCCACCAGCGGUUGACCCGAGGGUCUGACAGUGUGAUCCUGGUGCUCCUGGAGCCUCUGCCUCAGUACAUGAUCCCCUCCAAGUACUAUCAGCUAAAGGCCAUGAUGGGCAGACACACCUAUCUGGAGUGGCCCCAGGACAGGGGCAAGCACAGGCUGUUCUGGGCCAAUCUCAGGGCUGCACUGCAGGCUGACCUGCCCACUGCACCUGUACGAGACGACGUGGAUGAGUGAGAGGGAGAGAGAAAAUAAGACAAAUUGGGGUAGAAGAAUAUUGAUAUAUUUCUUUAAUGUUAUCUAGAAAUAUCAAAAAUAAUCUCACAUUUGUCAACUUUCCAACAAUCUCACAAUUGUUUAGAACGUUUUUUUUUCUAUACACUUCAUAAAAUGCUGCCGAUUGGAUCAUCUCUAAAUAAUCUGAGUAUCAAAGCCAAUGACAAAUUUUCAAACGUCGCUUUACACACGUGUGUUCUGGCUCUGGCCCAACCCAUUGGUUCUUGGGACCAAUCCAUUCCAGAAAUUGUGAAACCAGUCUCAUUGUGGAGAAGAAAAGUAUGUCUGUGGGCGUGCCAUAGCGUUUGGCCGGAGCAAAGAGUUUGGGUAGCCAGGCAACACAAAAUGAUCCAAAAAUGAAAAAUAAACUAAAAGUAUCAAGAAAACCAAUGACAGACAGAGAGCAAAUACCACAGACACAGUAGACCAAUCCCUGUUAAGUAUCCCCAAAAACAGAAUCUUUCCCAAGUACAGAACCUUCUCAUGUUAGCAAGAACAUCCUUUGAAAGUCAUUAUCUAAUUUUAAGGCAAGUAGUACAACAAGAGGGAAAAGUACAGAAGAUUUUACACUCAUGAAUAAUGUUAGCACCACAGAUAAACCCUAGAAAGAGGGAAACAAGUAAUUUAUCUCUUUCUAAUUAUUGUUAUUUGGUCAUAGAGGGGGUCAGGAGUUCAAUUGUCAGGUCUGAUGGAAGACGACGAUGCUCUUCUGGGCACACAAGCGGCACAGCGAACAGCGUUUCACUGUGGACAUUAGACCCAUGAGCCAAAUGUCAGAUGUCCAAGUGUCAAAGUUGAAGGGGUCAGAGGUCAGGGCAGGGACUGGAUGAUGAUGAUCUUCUCAUUGAUACAGAAGCGGUGGAGGACAGUGUGCAGGUUCUCCGUGCAGAGUGACACCUGUCUCUCCACGGCCAGACGGAAGUCCUCCUUCACCCCCUUAGUGAUGCCACACGUCACUGUACGGUGCCUACAUGGCAGAGGAACACAGACAAUGGGUGUGUAUGAGAAAGAAACGCUUUCUAACGUUUUCUUCACAUUAAUAAUUUUAUAAAUCAGACACUGUUUAUUUUUGUCCAAACCUCUAUAGCAACAGGUGAGAAAACACAAAUUUAUCAAUGAGAAAACACAAAUGUAUCAAUGAUAAAAAUAAAUAAAAAUUACACAACAUCAAGGAAACAACUUUUCCUCACAUACAGUCUUCAAAUUGAGUGAGAGUAUCAGGUAUCUACCAAGAAGGCAACAUUUUGACGGGAAGAUUCAACAACGUCAAAAACAAUAACACAUAGUCAAACAUGAAUGUUCACAAAUGCAAUGACAACUAGAGAUAACAUUUUUUAUUGAAAUAGACUUCAAAAACAUCAGUAACAACCACAUUAACGGAUGCAAUGGGUCAAACAUGAAAAUGUGAACAAAUAUGAAAUUUUCAUGAAAACAUGAAACAUAAAACACAACAAGGACUCGAUGAAAACGGCAGACAGUACAUUUAAAUGAGGUUUCGGGCUGAGGGAUGGAGAGAGUGUUUGGCGUAGGGGUGCUGGGCAGGGGUGCCUGUCGGUCGUCUGCACCCCAGGUAGCAGCAGGGUGUUUAAUGUGAUUUGAGAAGCUAUAAGAGAUAAGAGUUUUUUAAAUAACUUUGCACAGUGAGUAGUCAUCUCCCUGAGUGAGGUCAGAGAGUUUUAACCUGCCGGAACCGCCCCUUUCCUUCAAACUGUACAAAUGAUGGGUUAAGAAAUUAACAUACCAGACCAGAAAGACGUGCAGCUGCACGUUUAAAGUGGUUUGAACUUUGAAUCUCAACACGAGGUAGAGACGAUAAACUCCCUUCCUGGACAAUCACUAAUAUGGCUGAUUAGCUGUCCUAAGUAAAGUAUCUUCGAAAGUGAAUUUACGUAGGACCAUUCUGUCACUCUGCUCAAACCAUCGUAUUAUGCUAUUCUCAUCACCCCACUGGGGAACCAUCGACACGGCUGGCUAGUCUAUCUUCAAAGAAGCAUCUUCAAGAGUGAAUGGGAGGAAAGUCAACUCUGUAGUUCUGUUCAAGACUACACAACAAGUCACCGGGUACCGGACAACUACGGAGAAGGACAACAGUAGAAGACUUGUCGGAACCAUUUCGGACAAUCAGAGCCUUGCAAGCGUGCUGCCAAAAGGCCCAACUCCCUUUCCAAGGCUGCCUUGUUCACGAGAGAGAUCCCUGGCGAACCCAGGCAUUUCACGUAAAUACAUUAAUGAUUUCUAGACAUUCAUGCAAAGUAUAUGGUUACUGUAGGUGAGAGUUGUUUCUGAAUGUACCAAUGUUAAGUGUCUCUCUCCCUCGUACAUCUCUUCUUUAACAAGCAGCUAUGUUGCUGUCAUUCCGCUAGAGACCUGUUUUUAGCGUAUUAAGUCCCCAGUCAAUAACCGAUGCAAAGUGUGUAUGUUUAUCCUGUUUCCCAUUUAAUUAGCUAGUAAUAAAUAAUUAAACCAA
Messenger RNA from Oncorhynchus keta (chum salmon), 5138 nucleotides. It is a transcript of the gene tlr1, whose product is annotated as toll-like receptor 1. Gene Ontology annotation, biological process: toll-like receptor signaling pathway; immune response; inflammatory response. The transcript is spliced from 2 exons. The record is from RefSeq and is a predicted model, not a curated record. The coding region runs from base 206 to 2632 and encodes 808 amino acids. NCBI's taxonomy places the organism in Eukaryota, Metazoa, Chordata, Actinopteri, Salmoniformes, Salmonidae. Gene Ontology annotation, cellular component: membrane. Gene Ontology annotation, molecular function: protein binding; transmembrane signaling receptor activity.